GCGGUCGCUCAGUCGCCUCCUUUCCUCGAGUGCGUUUUCGCCGCAGCUGCCGCGAGAGUUGGUUUUUUUCUUUUCUCCGACACGCGCGUUCAAAGGUGACGGUCCGCGAACAGUUCUCAGUGAGGUGAUAUCGAGGGACUCCUCUUUUCCUUUUCUUGUGAUAAACGUGCCAAUUGGAGACGGACCUCGUCUGCACGUUCGACGAUUUAGUGAACGGGGACGCUAAUAUCCCCGAAGCGGCGAGCGGGAGGCGCGCAGGAGAUGCACCUUGCCGAUACCCAGGCUUGCUGUUCUUAAAAAAAAAACCCCACGGAAGCGGACAAUUGGACACGCGAUCGUCGUCUUUGGCGGUUAUUCGUCGCCGUUGACACCGGACACGCUCACGAGGGAAAGAAAUCCGCGAUGACUCCUCGAGCCGGCCAGAUUCUGGAGGAGCGCUGACAAAGCGCGAGAGCCGCGAUCGCAGAGAGAGAGGAGAAGAAGAAAAAAAUGACCGUCGCGAUGGAGCACAAACGGAAGAGCUCGUGGGACUCGAAGAUUUCAGUGAGCACGGUGAGCACCCGGAGAUUCAGCCGUGCCGGGACACCAAGCUCGAUCCUGUCGUCUGACAGCGACAUUCGCUUCACGAGGAAGCUCGGCGGGCAGUAUCGCUGCGGAUGCUGCGUCCUCGCCGCCUUCUUGUUCUUCCUCCUCUUCUCGGGUGUCUCCAUAUACCUCGGCUACACAUUUCUCACGUCGGAUCCACCCGGGGAUCAGAUAUUUCUCGCGACAUUCCGAGUUACCAAAGGCGAUUCCUUCACCGUGGAGCUGGCUGAUCCCUCUACCGAGGCCUUCCGGUUACGGUCGCGAGAGUAUCGCGACCGCUUUAAUCUUAUCUUCCGUCGCAGCUGGCUGAAAUUAUCGUUCCUCGCAGCGGACGUCCUGGCGCUCGACGGGGUGGAGGGCCGCGAUUUGGUGGUGCACUUUGACGUGAGGUUCGACCCGCGAUAUCAGACUAUAACCACCGGGAAUAUCGUGGACAUCCUGUCGCGAGAAUUGAACCCCGAAACCUCGCGGUACCUCGCAAAUCUGACGAUAGAAGCAAAGAGCCUCGAAGUGCAGGAGAGCCUGAAGGCCCUCAACGCGCAGAGUAGUCCGCAGUCGACCGUCUCGACGUUACCGCCGACAACGACGGUCCCUCCGCCGAGAAGGUGCGGCAAGCUGGAUUUGUCCUACUGCAAACUUCUCCCUUACAAUAUCAGCUCGUAUCCGAACAUGUUGGGACAUAGAUCGUUGGCGGAAGUCGAGGAGGACGUUAUCGCUUUCAGAGAACUGGUGGACGCGGAGUGCUACACGUCGGCCUAUGAGUUCGUCUGCCAAGUGCUGCAGCCUGCGUGUCGAUCGAGUCAACCGGAGGAUCUGCUGCAACUGCCUUGCAGGAGCUUCUGCAGGGAGUUCUGGAAUGGGUGCGGCAGUCGUCUGCCCGAGAAGAUAAAGCGCGCCUUGGAUUGCUCCAACUUUCCGGAGUACGCCGGUCCUGGUAGUUGCAGGCCAAAGCCAGGAUGCGUGCAGGCGCUUCAGUCGAAAGCCUUAUCUCCAAGGAUUUGCGACGGCGUGAUCGAUUGUCCGGAUCUUUCUGACGAGAAGAACUGCGCCUACUGCCGGGAUGGUGACAUGCAUUGCGGAGUAGGAAGAACCUGUGUACCACACACGAAGCGAUGUGACGGCAAGGCGGACUGCCCGAAUGGCAGCGACGAGAAAGACUGCCUAUUCCUGGCGCCGAGCGUCCGCGAACUAAAAUCGCAAUCCUGGAGCACGCCGCACGCCGCCAAGUACAACAAAGAGGGCUACGUCGUAUUCAAUGAGAAAGGUACCAUCGGCAAACUUUGUACGGCGAAUUUAAACGCUACUCUGCCAGAUACGGAGAUGGAUAAUGUUCUCCAAACAGCAGCGAGCUCACUGUGCACUCUACUCACAUACACUGGCGUAGCUUCCGUUGAAGUAAGAACUGACGACGAAGAGGAUGUCCCGUACGUGUACAUGGAGGAUCCCUCAGCACCUGAAAUCACUUUCGUCCGGGCUCCUUGCCCCAGCAAGGAAGUUCUGUACGUCCGCUGUUCCGAUCUCGAGUGCGGAAUACAAUCUCUGCGCGCUAACGGCGGCACCAAUGGUCUCAAUAAGAUGGCAGAACCUGGCGAUUGGCCCUGGCACGUUGCACUCUUCAAGGAGGGAGUUCACGUCUGCGAUGCCACUCUCGUGGCAGACAAUUGGUUACUCACAACCGCGUAUUGCUUCCAAGGUCAACCGAAAGCGGAAUGGUCGGCUCGACUUGGGGUCGUACGACUUUCGAGCACGUCGCCCUGGGAACAAGAACGUAGAAUCGUCGGUAUGAUCAAAUCACCGGUGGAGGGCACGACCGUUCUGGUGAAGUUGGAUAGACCGGUGACGACCUUUUCGGACUUCGUGAGACCGGUUUGUCUGCCCUCCAGCGAGGAUUCACCGAGCAACACAUCGCAAUGCAACACUCUUGGCUGGGCGAGAAAUCGCGAUUUAUUACAAAGGGUACAACUCAAACAUAGUGCAAUGGAGAAGUGUGAAAAUAUCAGCAUCCCUUCAGUAAACAGUGUUUGCACCGAGCAAGCAUAUUCCGCGGACGAUUGCAACGAAGAAGAACUCGCCGGCAGUUCGAUGCUGUGUCUGCAAGAGGAUGGUCGAAGAUGGGCGCUGGCGGGUAUCGGUAGCUGGAGGAUAGCUUGCUCGAAGGACGGCAUCGAGAGACCUCGGUUGUACGAUAAAAUUUCGUCGCAUAUCGAUUGGAUCAAAGCUACUAUUGGUUGAGAAAUCCGUUCGUGAAUUAACAUUUGAUAAACAAAUACGCGAAUAAGACGUAUGCUCGACAUAUCCACGAUGGAUCGCGGACGAUAAGAAAUGACCGUUGUAAUAUUAAAACAUAGGACUGAUAUCGAAAUUGUGAUAGAAAUUUUCUAAAUUGAUACGCGCGACGAUCGUUAAGUACUGCACGCCGACUCAGUCGCGUCCGUCUUGCACGAAUACAUGUUGUUAUCAAUACACCAUUUUAUCAGGACGUUUUUUCCUGAACCCCCUCGGUGUCGUAUGCGAAGAGAUGGACGAAAUUCAAGACCUACUCAACUUAUUUAUCAUCAGAACGUUAUAGUCUUACGAUAACGAAUUAUAUAACAAAAUUUGUAGAAACACUUUUCAUCGUGUACAACGUUUUGCCGAGUCAAUUCAUACGCACUUUACAAAGGAAAUGGCAAU
Molecule: messenger RNA, 3258 nt
Organism: Vollenhovia emeryi
Lineage: Eukaryota; Metazoa; Arthropoda; Insecta; Hymenoptera; Formicidae
Product: atrial natriuretic peptide-converting enzyme
Exons: 15
Coding region: 490-2817 (775 amino acids)
Biological process (GO): proteolysis
Molecular function (GO): serine-type endopeptidase activity; protein binding
Source: RefSeq, a predicted model, not a curated record